UUGCAAGAAUAUAACUCCGCUUUGGUCCUAAAAUUGCAUUUAGGGCGAUCGUAAACACUUCUAUUGCACCGCACCAUUGCAAUCUUUGCACAAGUAGCAUGUUUACUGCUGUUUUAUGGUGGUGAAGACCCAGAGUUUCUUCAGACAUGUCAGUGAGGGAGUCCUUUAACCCCGAAAGCUAUGAGCUGGACAAGAACUUUAGGCUCACACGCUUCGCUGAGCUCAAGGGCACAGGCUGCAAGGUGCCCCAAGAUGUGUUACAGAAGCUACUAGAAACCCUACAGGAGAACCACUAUCAAGAGGAUGAACAGUUCCUGGGGGCAGUUAUGCCCCGAUUAGGCAUAGGCAUGGACACCUGUGUGAUCCCCCUCAGACAUGGAGGCCUUUCUCUCGUCCAGACAACAGAUUACAUCUACCCCAUUGUGGAUGACCCCUACAUGAUGGGAAGAAUUGCUUGUGCCAAUGUUCUAAGUGACCUGUAUGCCAUGGGAGUGACAGAGUGUGACAACAUGUUAAUGCUUCUGGGAGUCAGCAACAAAAUGUCAGAAAAGGAGAGAGACAAAGUCAUGCCACUGAUCAUCCAGGGGUUCAAGGACGCAUCAGAGGAGGCCGGCACAUCUGUAACAGGAGGACAGACAGUGCUCAACCCCUGGGUGGUGAUGGGAGGAGUUGCUACCACAGUCUGCCAGCCCAACGAAUUUAUCAUGCCAGAUAACGCAGUGCCAGGAGAUGUGUUGGUGUUGACCAAGCCACUCGGAACACAAGUGGCCGUCGCAGUACAUCAGUGGCUAGAUAUCCCUGAGAAGUGGAACAAGAUCAAGCUGGUGGUGACCCAGGAGGAUGUAGAGCUGGCCUACCAUGAAGCCAUGAUGAACAUGGCUCGGCUCAACAGGACAGCGGCUGGUCUCAUGCACACCUUCAACGCUCACGCGGCCACCGACAUCACAGGGUUCGGCAUCCUUGGCCACGCUCAGACGUUGGCACGGCAACAACGAAGUGAAGUGUCAUUUGUCAUCCACAACCUCCCGGUGCUCGCCAAGAUGGCUGCCGUGUCCAAGGCCUGUGGGAACAUGUUUGGACUCAUGCACGGCACCUGCCCUGAAACAUCAGGAGGCCUGCUCAUCUGUCUGCCUCGGGAGCAGGCCGCCCGCUUCUGUGCCGAGAUCAAAUCCCCAAAAUACGGCGAGGGCCACCAAGCGUGGAUCAUCGGAAUUGUAGAGAAAGGAAACCGCACUGCUCGCAUCAUUGACAAACCACGGAUCAUAGAGGUGGCACCGCAAGCAGCCACACAGAAUGUCAACCCAACUCCCGGUGCAACUUCUUAAUCCUCCUUUGCUGCAUCACAGACCGGAACCUCUGCUCUGCUGAGUGUUUUUAGACACAUAAACUACAAAAACCAUCCUAGAGUGUUGAAAUAUAUACACACAAUAGUAUGUACACAGAAAAGACUGGGUUGGUGUGUAUCUACAUGAAAAACAGCCCCACACAGUGGCCAAAGGGGCGUGUCAUCAACCCGUGGACUCAACCUGCAGUAUCCCCAUGAUAAAAAAUUGGUAAGAAUUAGUGCAUACUUAAAAUCCAUUUGCCUUUCGUGUCUGUUGUGUUCUGUUAUGUUAUACGUGCGUGAUUGGCAGGCAGCUUUGGAUAAGAGAGUGAUGAUGAUGAAGACAAUAACGCGAUACUGUUGAUUCAUUUUGAAUCCUAGGAAGUCUGGUGUCUGUUGCCUCUUUGGGUCUUUCAAAAUUGCUCUCAUCCAGCAAGCGGACUGCGUGGUGGUGUUUUUGUUUGUCCAUUCACUUUGUACAGUUAUAAAGCGUAGUUUUAGUUCAUUGCCGUAACUGAUGCCUUGAAAGAAACGGAGUGUGACCAGAAUGGUUUGUUUUUUAUUACUUUGACUUUUUGUAUUGUCCCCACCAAAACUAAUAAAUAUUCAAAUAGAAAAUGGUUUGUUUUUGCCGCUCAUGUUAACGUAACAGGUCAAAUAUGACAUAACAGUUACUGUCUAAAGUCAUAGAUGAGAAGAAAUCUGCACACCCCUCAGGAGAUGAACCCCUCUACCAUCUGCAUUCCCAAUAUGUCAUCAUAUUUAAGGUAAUAUGGUGUAUAGAGUUUGCAUUAUAUGGUCACACAAUUGUGCAACUGUAAAAAGCAGUCUGGGUUGUUAACAAUAAGCACUCUGAUCAGUGAGUUUAUUAGCUGUUGCCUGUGUUGGAGAUCCGGCGCAUUUAGUUUUGCUCUCUUAAGUUUGCUGCGAGCAGUCUGACUUACUGAUGAAGCUUCCAGCUGAUCAAAGUCCAGAUCGUUCUUGUUUGUCCUAAUAGCCUGGAUGAAUCUGGAAGGCCUCUGUACAUGUUCAUAUGGAUAUCAGGAAAAAAGAUGCAACCUCCACCCCAUCUCUUAAAAUAAACUUCUCUUAUAAUAGGUUGUUUUCCUGUCUGUUUUUCAUAUAUUAAAAGUGGUUGUUGAAAUGUGUAAAAAAUGGAAAAUAGUAAUCAGUUAACAGCAUGAUGAAUUCAUUUUUUACUGAUUUGUAUGAUUAGAAUUGCACAAAAGCAGCUGAUGGUGAGUUAUAUGUAAUAGAUGUAUAAUGAUCUUUAAUAUUUGAAUCAAAAAUGACAAUGUAAAAUGAACAGCAAUUCAUAAAUACAGGCAUGUAACAUGAUUUAUAUUACUACUGAAUUCUUUAAAAAGAUAUAUUUACAAGUUGCAUAUGCACAAACUAUAGUGCAUAUAUAUAAAGAUUAUAUCUAGAUUUAUUACAUUAGCUUUAUAUACAGUCUAUGGCAUUAAAGGAGGGAGAAACAACCAUUGCAACAAAAAAAAAAAUCCCAUUAUUAAAUACACAUAUUAC
Messenger RNA from Epinephelus moara (kelp grouper), 2851 nucleotides. It is a transcript of the gene sephs1, whose product is annotated as selenophosphate synthetase 1. Gene Ontology annotation, biological process: L-selenocysteine biosynthetic process. NCBI's taxonomy places the organism in Eukaryota, Metazoa, Chordata, Actinopteri, Perciformes, Serranidae. Bases 147 to 1325 code for a protein of 392 amino acids. Gene Ontology annotation, cellular component: cytoplasm. The transcript is spliced from 10 exons. The record is from RefSeq and is a predicted model, not a curated record. Gene Ontology annotation, molecular function: ATP binding; selenide, water dikinase activity.